AUGUACUUUCUAUUGCAGAUACUACAAGAGGUAGAAGAGAAUGUAGCUGAUAUAGUUAUUUUUGCUGAUGGCUCAUGGAAUUCAUUUGUUGAGCAUAAUGAAAGUAUAAAUCAAGUGCAUGAAGGGAGAUCUCAACAGCAAGAAAAUAGUAAUACUGAGAACCAAAAUAAUUUAGCUGAUGUUGUAGAUCUGACUAUAGCAAAGAGUCCAGAAGUUGGACCUUUCCAAAAUUCUGCAUACACAGCUGAAAAUUAUGGCUAUGAGAUAGAAGACAGGAAACCGUUCAGGGACGAUGAAGGUCUUCCUAUCCCUCUGUAUGCUUCUGGAGCAUCAGUUAUUAAUACUUCUCUGUGCACUCAAGCACCUGCUUACUAUACAAAAAGUGGAAUUUGGCCAAGGAAUAUGUCUUCAGUUUCUAGCUCUGUAUCAGGCAGAAUGGUUGGUGCAAAUGCUAAUGCACUGGGAACCUUGGAGUCAAUUUUGCCUAAUGUUUUGCUGAAUCCUAUUCAUACUGAUGCUGUUUCUCCAGUACUUAAUCGGGAUCCUGCAGGAUUUGAACUUUCACAACCUACAUUGAAUUUUCAGCAAGUACCACAAGUGACACAGCUUGCUGAAAAUGUACAAUUGGAACCGUUGCAUGAGGGAAGUUCAAUUAACAACAAUGAAGCAGGGAGGCCUAUACCUAGACAAGUUAUUAAAACUCCAAGAGCGGUUCAGGCACUUCCUGCACAGGCACAGAUACCCAGUUCAUCACGAACGGUGCAGACAGUUGUCGCAGAUGCACUCAAUUCAGUUAGUGGUGAGAUGCAAAUCAAUGAACUCUCAAGGACUUCCAGCAUCGCAGCAGCAUCAUUGCAUUCCAUGACUCAGGCAAGUCUGCUGAAAUGAAAUGAC
Musa acuminata AAA Group (dessert banana) is the source of this 894-nucleotide messenger RNA. RefSeq lists its product as uncharacterized. Lineage: Eukaryota; Viridiplantae; Streptophyta; Magnoliopsida; Zingiberales; Musaceae. The record is from RefSeq and is a predicted model, not a curated record. The transcript has 2 exons. The coding region runs from base 1 to 888 and encodes 295 amino acids.